Molecule: messenger RNA, 1377 nt
Organism: Coffea eugenioides
Lineage: Eukaryota; Viridiplantae; Streptophyta; Magnoliopsida; Gentianales; Rubiaceae
Exons: 2
Coding region: 1-1377 (458 amino acids)
Molecular function (GO): RNA-DNA hybrid ribonuclease activity; nucleic acid binding
Source: RefSeq, a predicted model, not a curated record
AUGAAAAAUGGAUGGACAAAAAUCCAGCCACUUCAGCCUCAUGGUGUUGGAAGAGUAUUCAUAGUGCAGCCUCAUUUCUAUUUGAUGGUCUUUGGAAAAGAAUUGGAGAUGUUGGAAUGGGUAAAUGAGCUGAUAGAGGAAGGGAAAUGGAAAAAUGAACUGCUUCUCAAGUGGUUUAGUACAAAAGAUGCCGAGCUCAUAAAAGGAAUUCCAAUAAGUACAGGAAGAAGAAAGGAUAGGUUGGUAUGGAGGCAUUCCAAAUCUGGAAUUUAUAGCGUCAAAUCUGGUUAUGCUGUAGCAAGGCAACAGGAAGGAAAAACAGGUAGAAGGACAGGCCAAGAUGCAGAAACAAGUUGGGAGAUACGAAAACGAAAUGUGUGGAAGAAGUUAUGGCACUUGAAGGUGAAGGCCAAACUAAAACACUUCAUGUGGAAGUGUUUACAAAAUUGUCUGCCAGUCAAUGAACAGCUGUCGAAAAGGCUACGCAGAGGUGAAGGUAGAUGUGGUUGCUGUGGUGAAGACAUGGAAACAAUUGAGCAUUUGUUCUUCUUCUAUGACAAGGCUGUGGCAUUAUGGAAGCUAGCACCAGUCAGGUGGGACGGAUUAAUGGGUAUGCAACAUAACUUUUGGCUAUGGUGGGAACAAGUCACACAAUCGCUGGCACUGAAUCAAGGUCAGGAGAGAGUAAGUCUAACUAUUAAUAUCCUUUGGCAAAUCUGGAAAGCCAGGAACAAAAAAUUUUUUGAACAAGUCAACCAGGAUCCAGUAAGAAUCGUAAGGAAAGCGCAAGAUGAAUGGCUUGAGUUUGAACAGGAAAGGAAGACAGACCAAAUGGAGAGUACAGGGAAGCUGAACGAUGCCUUACCUACCAGCAGGAUGCGGACAAGGAAGGAAGAGAUAAGGUUGUAUACUAAUGCAACUAUAUCAGCUAAACGAGUCAGGACUGGACAAGGGAUUAUAGCAAGGAAUUGGAAAGGACAGCUUUUGAAAGCAAAAAGAAUUGUCACACAGGGAAAGGGAUCGGCAAGUGAAGUGGAAGCUCGGGCAGUGACAAAUGCUCUACUGAUGGCUACCCAAGCAGGUUGGACAAAAAUUAUAGUCCAUACAGACUGCAAAUCAGUGAUUGAGCAGAUUACUAAAUGCAAGGAGUAUAACUACAUGACUGCAACUAUCUUAGAAGAUGUGCAGGAACUUAGUCUAGCUUUUGAAAGAUGUUCUUUUGUGUUUAUACCUAGAACUGAAAAUCAAAUCAGCCAUGAAUUAGCGCAAUAUGCUGUGAAGCUUGUACAUGAUAUUGAAUGGGAGAAUGAUUUCCCAAUAUGGCUGGCUGACUUAGCUAGGACGGAUAUGAGGGUAGUAUCCCAUUUUUGUAACUAA